Syngnathus typhle (broad-nosed pipefish) is the source of this 1756-nucleotide messenger RNA. RefSeq names its product acetyl-CoA acyltransferase 2 (gene acaa2). Lineage: Eukaryota; Metazoa; Chordata; Actinopteri; Syngnathiformes; Syngnathidae. Bases 159 to 1349 code for a protein of 396 amino acids. Gene Ontology annotation, molecular function: acetyl-CoA C-acetyltransferase activity. Gene Ontology annotation, biological process: fatty acid beta-oxidation. The transcript has 10 exons. The record is from RefSeq and is a predicted model, not a curated record.
GAUGUCUAUCUUUGACUCGCUGGCCGGUUCACUUUUUUGUAGGUGAAAGGUCGCACUGCCUAAGGCUUCUGGGCACCCACAACAAUAGUUGAAGGUUCCAGCAGAACAUCAAAGGCAAAAGUUUAUAUCCGAAUAAUUUGGACUGUCCAUUUGUCGUCAUGGCACUGCUCAGAGGUGUAUUCAUUGUAGCCGCCAAGCGCACUCCGUUCGGCACCUACGGCGGCGUUCUGAAGGACCACAGUGCAACGGACUUGGCUGAGCAUGCGGCCAAGGCGGCCCUUGCUGCAGGGGGCGUGGCUCCCGAGCUCAUUGACAGCGUCAUCAUGGGGAACGUCAUGCAGAGCUCAGCAGACGCUCCCUACAUCGCACGCCAUGUUGGUCUCAGGUGCGGAGUUCCCAUCCCGGUCCCGGCUCUCACUGUCAAUAGGCUGUGUGGAUCUGGUUUCCAGUCUAUCAUCAAUGGGGCUCAGGAGAUUUGUGUGAAAGACUCUGAGGUGGUACUAUGCGGUGGUUCGGAGAGCAUGAGCCAAGCUCCCUACGCUGUACGCAAUAUCCGAUUCGGUACAAAGUUUGGAUUCGAUCUCAAGCUGGAGGACACUUUGUGGGCAGGUUUGACCGAUCUCCACGUAAAAAUCCCGAUGGGCAUCACGGCAGAAAACCUGGCAGAGAAAUACAAAAUCACAAGAGAGGAUUGCGACAAUUACGCAUACCAGACGCAGCAAAGGUGGAAAGCAGCUCAUGAGGCUGGCCACUACAAUGCAGAAAUUGCUCCUAUUGACGUGAAAGCAAAGAAAGGCAAGGUGUCCAUGGCUCAGGAUGAACACCCUCGUCCUCAGACCACAAUGGAACAGAUGGCCAAACUGCCAACCGUCUUCAAGAAGGGAGGCGCCGUUACUGCUGCUAAUGCUUCGGGCGUGUCAGACGGCGCUGCCGCCGUGGUGAUUGCCAGCGAGGAUGCGCUCGGUCAACACAAGCUCACUCCGCUGGCCAGAAUUGUGGCCUAUCAUGUGUCUGGCUGCGACCCGAGUAUCAUGGGAAUUGGCCCAGUUCCAGCCAUUACCGAAGUGCUCAAAAAAGCAGGACUGUCACUCAGUGACAUGGAUUUAGUGGAGGUGAACGAGGCCUUCGCCGCCCAGUACCUGGCCGUGUGCAAGGCCCUUGGACUAGACCCAGAAAAAAGCAACGUCAACGGAGGCGCUAUCGCCAUCGGACAUCCCCUGGGAGCUUCGGGGGCUCGCAUCACCGCUCACCUGGUUCAUGAGCUCAGGCGACGAGGCGGCAAGUACGCCGUGGGAUCGGCUUGCAUCGGAGGCGGUCAAGGAAUCGCCAUUGUCCUUGAAAAGUGCUGAGUUUGCUCCAGAAUCGCUAAGAAGAGGAAAGCCAAAAUGAUUCAGUCACAUGAUCACAUUCAUACAAAUGCUGCCUAUACUAUACACACCACAAUGCAUUUUUAUUUCUAAGCAUCAAUGAAUGAUUGAUUGAGACUUACUAUCAAGGUUGUGGUUUUCUGUUAACCAUUUGCAACAUCAGUCUAUUGUCUUUGAGAAAAAUAAUGUAUGAUAUAUGUUGCAGUCCAGUGUUGCCUUCCUUUAAUACGUUCAUCACAUAACUAUUAUGGGCAAUUUCUCACAUUAAAAUCCAUACAUGGCAUGCUUAUGUAUAAAUAAUAUACAUUUGCCAUGUAUUUCCAUCAAUCAUUUGUACUUGACAUCUCAUAUUUUGUUAAUUGAUCGAAAUAAAUUACAUUUUGGAAGUA